CGUCAUGCCAAUCUUGUCUAGCCUGCCAAUCCUUUGCACAGAUUUCGAUUCAGUCGGUCUUUUCACUGUGGACGAUCUAGAGUGAUCCUAGUGGUUGUCAGAAGGAAGUGUCUUUAGUGGGUUGAUGAUACAAAAUUCAAUGGAGUCCUGUCGAUAUGGCGAAAACUGCUACCGAGUUAGUAGCCAUCAUCUCUCAUUGCUUCGACAUGUACACCUUGACAUUUUUUUGGCGGACAUCAAAAAUGGAAAAUCCUUGGAAGACAUCACCCAAGGAAUGAGUGAAAGCCGGGCGUCGAAGAUUAAAGAACAGUUAAAGGUCAUUCAAAGUGUGGGAAAAAAUUGUGAUAUGAAUCAAAGCGUUACUCUGAAUGACAAUGGACAACGGCAACAAAAUCCCGUGGCAAACCAUGAAAAUACUGGUCUCUUAAAGGCAAGUGAAAGUGAUGUUCAACCUCCUAGAUUUGAAGCAAAAUCCGAAAGCUCCACCAUUACCAAUGAUCAUGAGAGGAAAUUAGAUCACGUAGACGGCAUUGGUCCUACUUCUGCCUGCGUUCAAUCUGUGGGUAAAUCUUUGCCCCGUGAUAGCGAUAGUUCUGGCGAUGGAAAAAAUGAUCAUGAGGAUGUAGAUCAUGAAGCUGUUCAAUCUUUAAUCUCCAAUGGAGUGUCGCCAAUAGUUGACAGAGUAAUGAUUGAACCAAUGAUGAAUGAUGCCAUAGACGAGGACGAGGAAUUCGAGGCCUGCAGUGUCUCAAGUUGUUCUGAAAAUGGAAGCCUUUCUCUACCCACCACCGAAGAGGAAGAAGAGCAAUCAGCCGGCAAUAUUGUUCAAAAUAAUGAAGUACUGGAUUCGUCACCUUCCGUAUUUGAACUCACCAGUUCUGUUUUGAAACUUCCAUCCGGAAAACAGACUUACAAUCUGAAGAGUCAAGUACUAUGUAAAGGAGUGGUUGCAAAUAUGGAUAUGGAAGAAAUGUGUGGACAGAUCCGCAUCUUGCCAUUUGAUCAUCGUCGCAAGGAUAUAAGUUUUGACUUUGAGGAUGUGAAGAAUGCCACCUCCACCGAAGUGUUUCUGAAAGUCGGAUCACCUGUACAUUUCCAAAGAGACACUCAUGAUAUUUUAUCCGCCACGGUUGUGAUUGCAAACUCGGAAUCCAAUCGAUUGAUAAGUGUUCCAUCAAAGAAAAAAGAAGACCGGAUAGAUUCUCAAGUCCCAAAUGACGAGACUGAGCACGGCACUCUCGCACCCCCGUCUAACUCUAAUAUGGUCCAGCGAAAGUUAAACAAAACGCGAAACACAACAUUGAAGGUCAAAGGAAAUGACGGGAUCAUUGCAUCAUUUAAACCAGAACGCGGGUUUGGAUUCAUUUCAAGCACAAAACUUGAAAAGGAUGCAUUUGUGCACAUCAAUCGGUUAUUCACUGAUGGCUUGCCCAUUGCACCUCAGAAGGGCAUGAAGGUGAGGUUUGUCCUCAACUCAACCUCCACCGACCCAAAGGGACCCCAAGUUGAUUUUGCCCUAAUUCUGGACAGUGGAUCCGAUUCCACCGAGUUGAAGAAAUACAUAUCCUCCCAACAAGGGACAGUCACUUCAGUGAAUAUGGAUAAGAUGUUUGCAUUUUUGACAUGCCAAGAGAUGGAAAGCGAUAUUCAUUUAGACUUGCGAAAAAUUUCCGAGUAUUGCAUUCCCUUGUUAGUCGGUGAUGUUGUGACAUUCCAAGUGGAUAAGAAUGCUACAAAACCGUCGGCCUUUCGAGCUUCUGUUUUAAGAUACGAGGUAAAUCGUUCCAACAAGGAGAUCAACGAGUUCCUGGAUUCCUCUCUUGCAACUCUCCACAGUUCAAAGUCCGCGUUUCUGAUUUUGGAGCUUGCUCCUCUUGACGCCUUGUGGCAAUACUUUGGUACUCUGAACUUCAGCAAACAAAAUGAUUUGAUUUGGAAGAUUCUCCAGUUCACCACGCAAUUCUUCAAACAGAACCGUUCAAAUGUUGAUCUUGGCCACAUCCUUGAGAUCUUGGCUCAACAAUCCCACUUUCUAGAUAAGGUGGCCCAAUUGAAACCUAACUUGGUGGUUAAAAACUUUCAAAUUGUGUUUGAAUUCUGCGAACAAGUCAUUGCAAAAUGUCCCAACUAUGUGAUCAAGAUUUACCCCCUCAUGAUUAUGGGGCCAAAGCCAUUGUUAGAAACUUUGAUGUUGAAAGUUAUCCAAAAAGAGUACCUUAAUGGCGCUGAAGGAAACUGGCAAUCCAUUUCUGAUGGCAUCACUGAAGAAGAACUGUCCCGUGACGAUCUUGUGAAAGGGGACAAAAAUUUGUCUCGAGUCAAAGUGGAUAUACCUUACGAUUCGGAGUUGCAGUAUAUGGACACUUACUUUCGAUUGCUUCGUGCAGAAGCGUUUCAUGCCAUUCAAGAAGGGAUUUCAUGUCUAAGGAAAGGGACUCUCAAACCGUUUCAAAUGAAGGUGUAUGAGAAAGUUUCUCUUGGAGGUGUGAAUUUGGAAAACCUGAAUUUAGCCUUAUGCGUUUCAAAGAAGCAGUUUGCGAAGACGAAUUGGGCCAAAACCAGCCAUUUAAUGCCGGGUAACCUCCUCUGUUUGUUGCUGAAUCGGCAACUCAAGCAAUUCAUUUGGAUGACUGUUGCGGUGAAGGACCCCGAGAUUCUAGCCAAAGAGGGUUACUUCAUGGCAGACAUUUGCUCGUUCAAUACCAUGACCAAGACAGAAAUUUUGUCAGCCCUGUUUAGCGCGAGUGGUCAAAUAACCAUGGUGGAAUCCCCGACAUUCUUCAAGUCUGUGCAUCCUGCUCUUCAAACAUUUCGUAAUAUCGAACUGGAACAACUCAAAUUACGUGAUUUCAUAGUGCAUGCCACUCCACUUCGUGGAAAACCAGCGUAUCAGUUGAGCUAUUUUCAACAAGGAAACACAGAAGACUCUUCAGAGGAAGAAGAUGAGCUCGAUUGCAUGGAACGACUCACGAAAAUGGAAGCUUUCAUUCGGAAACAAAUGAGAACUAUGGAUGAUGCUCAGAAACAAGCAUUUGAACAUGUCCUUUACAGUCCUUUGGGCAUUAUCCAAGGUCCCCCAGGAACUGGGAAAACCUACAUUGGCACGAAGGUUAUUGAGACGAUUCUCAAAUAUCAAGUGGACUCACCUAUUCUAGUUCUCACUUACAAAAACCAUGCUCUGGACGAGUUCCUGAAACAGUGCCUGGAGUUUUGUCCGCUUGAGGAACUUGUCAGAGUUGGUGGUAGAUCAAAAGAGCCAGCCCUAGAACCAUGUAACCUAUUUGAGCAAUUGAAAACGGUUCGGCUGAGUCGAAUAAUUGGAGAAUCAAAAACAAGAUUGAGGGAGAGCAAAGAAGAGUUGACCAUCCAAUUGAAGGAGUUGUUGAAGACGUUCUGGUACGACAUGUCUAUCAAUGCAUAUUCAUUACUUUAUGCAUUAACCGAAGAUCAGUUGAAUGCCCUGGUUAGGGGAGUGUCCUGGGGCAAGGGACCAAACAAGGUUGAAUAUGCGACAACCAAGAACCAAGUGGCUAAUAAUACGUGGGUGAGUCAAAUUUUCGACAACGUUGUUCUGAAGUGUGGAACCAUCAAGAGCUUUCUUGAGAGAUUGUCAGACGAGACGACACAGCAUAAGAAUUCCAAGGAAGAAAACAUAUUGUUUAAACACGCCAAAGCGCUCCUUGAUAUCGCAGUUCGUCGAUGGUUACCUUCUCUGAAGAAAUUGGAAGAUCUGAAGGACUUACGCUCUGAAUUUGAUCUCUCAACUUGGCUAGAAGAUAACUAUGAAGAAGAAGAGGAAAUGAUGGAAGAAACUCUUGAAGACCAAGAGUACUUAGAUGAGUUGCUGGCCAACAGAGACAGCCAUACCGGGAUUCAAGGAUCCAAGCUUAAAGCAGACAAGCUUUGUCCCGUACCCCAACGAUAUUCAACCAGCUCUUCCUUCACAAAGGAGCUUUUUCCCUCAGACUUGGAAGCAAAUCCCUUCAUCUUAAGAACAACUCAAAUGUGGGCACUUUCUGAAGGAGAGAAAUACCGAUUCAUUUUCUCCCUCAUUCAUAACACUGUAGAUGAUAAAUUAUCAAGGGUGGAAGACACUAUGACUGAAAUUGUCAGCAUCCUGGAGAAACAAGCCGAACUGAGUAGCUUGCAAAAGGUUGAAGCUUUAAGUAGCAAGAAGAUCAUCGGUAUGACAAUUACUGGGGCAAGUAUCAAUAGCUCAAUCUUGCAACAAGUUAGACCCAAGGUUGUGAUCGUUGAAGAGGCUGCUGAAGUCCUGGAGCCGCAGUUGGUUGCCGCCCUGAAUGAAUGUGUGGAACACCUGAUUUUAAUUGGUGACCACCAACAACUAAGACCUCAAGUGGAAUCCUAUCCACUAGUCAAAAACUUCAAUUUUGACGUUUCAAUGAUGGAGCGUCUCAUCUUGUGCAAGUUUCCUUAUAAAACGCUGACCACUCAAAAUCGGAUGAGACCAGAGUUUGCGACCUUGUUGUCGGAUAUCUAUUCCGUUUAUAAGACGAACUUGGAACGUGUUGCCAAUAACAAUCCACCUGACUUCAUGGGCAAGUCCAUGUUUUUUUGGACACACAACCAUCAUGAAGAUACCAAAGAAAGAGGUUCCAAAACGAACUUGGCUGAGUGUAAUUUGGUCAUUGUUUUGGUCAAGUAUCUCAUGACGAGUGGCGUGAACCCUGAAAAGAUCACCAUCCUUGCUCCCUACCUUGGCCAAGUAAAAUUGAUCCGAUCCAAACUCAUAUCAACAGACCAGUCCAAGAAAAUGCCCUCUGUACAGACCGUGGACAUGUUUCAGGGUGACGAGAAUGAUGUCAUCGUUGUGUCUUUGGUGCGUUCCAAUCACCAAGGAAAUGUUGGCUUUCUCAACUCGAUUAAUCGACGUUGCGUGCUCCAAUCUCGGGCUAAAUGUGGCUUUUAUAUUGUUGGGGAUGAAAGCACCUUGAUCGAAUCCCAAGGGGCCAAGAUCUGGAAACCGUUCGUUCAAUCCAUGAAAAAGCAAGGAUGCUUGGGACCCAAAUUUCCCCUGAAAUGCAACCGCCAUCCUUCUCAAGUUGAAGUUGCCACAAUCGAAGAACUUGCUGAAAUCAUUCGACAGCCUAUCAAACUUUGCUCGACAGCAUGUGGUAUAUUGGGCAAUUGUGGAAUACAUGCUUGCAUCAAGACGUGCUUUCCAAAGCAUUCUCACACCAAUUGCACAAAGGAGGUAAAGGAUACAUUCCAAUCUUGUGGUCAUCAAGUUAUGAGACCUUGUUGGCAAGACAUUGGAGAGUUGGUUUGUCGAGAGCUUAUUGACCGAUACCUUAGUUGCGGACAUGUGUAUCGUUCAGCUUGUCACAGCAAUAUUUCAGGUGUUAUUUGCAAGAUGCCAUGCCAGAAGACCAUGAAUUGUGUGAAUAAUCAUGCUUGUCAAAGUAAGUGUGGAAAACCGCAUGAACAUUCUCCAGCCUCGUGUGAAGUCAAAAUCAAUUAUUCAUUCCCAACUUGCAAGCAUCCAUCAUCUAAACGAAAGAAAUGCGGGGAAAUCAUUAAAUGGAAGUGCUCCUAUGAGCUCAAAUUCACUGGGACUUGUGGUCAUCCUUUGCUGAGGAAGUGUUACGAAGCCGAAAAAGACGUUAUCUGCAAAUCAAAGUGCAUUGGCAAAACCCGAUCAUGUGGACAUCCUUGUUUCAACUAUUGCGGAGAAAAUUGUUAUGCUGGCAAAUGUUCUCAAUGCCAAAAUGAUGUUACCACAUUUCAAAAGAAUGCUGAAAAAAAGGCUCGAGAAUUGAAAGCCAAACUCGGAAAAGACAACUUCGCAUUGGCCGAUUUGGAUAAAUCUGAUGCUCAGUACUUCAAGGUUCAAGAUCAUGUGACUAAGUACGUCCAAACCAUGCACAAUUGGAGUCCAACGAUUACUCGCAUUCAAUUGGUGAAAAACUUGGAUCGGGAGAUUGCUUACGAAAAAUUCAAGUCAAAAGGUUUUGGCACCUAUGAAGACUUGAAAUUUCAUGGGACAUCUGACGAGGGAGUAAAGAAAAUUCCUAAGGAAGGUUUCCGGAGGCCCGGGCCUCCUGCUCCUGGAAAAAGGCCUGGUAUGUUUGGUCAAGGCAUUUAUUUUGCCACAGAUUCGUCCAAAAGUGCCCAAUCAAUUUACACACAAGGUUCGAACAAACUUCUACUAUGUCAAGUGUUCUUAGGAAAGACUCUCACCUUGAACUCCUCAGACAACCAAAUGGAUGAAAACAAGCUUAAAGGCCUCAAAUGUGAUUCGGUGUUUGCUCCUCGUGGCAGCUCUGUGAAAAAUGACGAGUUUGUUGUGUACAAUCAAGACCAGGCUUAUGUCAAGUACAUUGUUCACUUCUACAGUUCCAAUAGCCCCGUGCUUAAUAUGGCUCUUCCUACCCCUGCUCGCACCAACCAACCAACUCGUAGAGUACUAAACCCGUCGCGACAUUUCAGUUCCUCAAACCCCGACGAUAUAUUGUACCGAAUUGCAGAAUCGACAUUUUACAGAAGUGGUCAGAACUCUAACAGAAAGAUCAAGUCCGUUGAAUACGUGACCAACCCCACCUUCGAAAAUGACUUCCUACAACAGAAGGGUGAUUUCAAGAGGAAGGGAAUUCCGGAUGACGAGAUUUUGGCCUUUCAUGGAACAAGCUCUACUAAUGUGGAUAAUAUCUUGAAAACUAACCUGAGCCUCAAUUACUCGACUCGAUUCGCUCAUGGAAAAGGUCUCUACUUCUCCGAAUACCCUGCUGUCAGUUUUGCCUAUGGAGACACGUUGAUGCUGUUUAAAGUAUUGCCAGGACAUGAGUAUACCGGACCAGAUCACACUUGGCCAAACCAUCAAUCGAAAUGCGUCACCAAGUCUGCCGACGGAUAUGGGCAAAUGAUGAUUGUGGACAAUCCCAAGCAAUUCCAUCCUUUUUUCAUCUAUAAAUUGGAAUAACCCGUUCUAUUUUGUUGGUUUUGUCGCGCCCUUUUUUAUUCCCUUUCAUUAAGAGUGUGAUAUGUUUAAAGUAUUCGAAAUACAAGAACUGAAAGAA
Messenger RNA from Tigriopus californicus, 7037 nucleotides. RefSeq lists its product as uncharacterized. Gene Ontology annotation, cellular component: nuclear RNA-directed RNA polymerase complex. Gene Ontology annotation, biological process: regulatory ncRNA-mediated heterochromatin formation. The record is from RefSeq and is a predicted model, not a curated record. Lineage: Eukaryota; Metazoa; Arthropoda; Copepoda; Harpacticoida; Harpacticidae. Bases 125 to 6940 code for a protein of 2271 amino acids. Gene Ontology annotation, molecular function: nucleic acid binding; helicase activity; NAD+ poly-ADP-ribosyltransferase activity. The transcript is spliced from 2 exons.